AUGAAAGAAACCUUCAGCCUCCUGGGAGUGCCCUCCGAAGUUAUAUCUGAUAACGGACCCCAGUUCAUUGGAAAAGCUUUCAAAGACAUGUGUGAGUCAUGGAACAUCAAGCACACCACCUCAUCGCCGAGAUAUCCGCGCUCCAAUGGCCUAGCUGAGCGGAUGGUACGCACCAUAAAGUCGAUGAUUAAGAAGUGCAAACAGACAGGACAAGAUGUCCAAAAGGCACUUCUCCACCUUCGAGCAACGCCUCAAUCGGACCUGCCAUCUCCUGCCGAAAUGAUGUUUGGGAGGCAAAUGAAGACAACCCUUCCAGGUCGCCAUGAUCAUGACAGACAGAUGAGCGAUGUCCACGACCAGCUCCAGCGAAGGCGGGAUGUGAUGAAGACCGACCAUGACAGACAUGCCGGUCGGGUACUGUCCCUCCUGAAGGUCGGCCAGAAAGUCAGAACUUUGCAUCCAGACGACAAUACAUGGCUGCCGGCUGAGGUUUCAAGAGUUUGCCCAGAACCAAGAUCAUAUGAAGUGACAACACCAAAUGGCAGGGUGUUAAGGAGAAACAGGUCCCAUCUGCGAGAGAUGCCGAUACAAAUAGAGACGGCAACAGCACCCACACCAGGGACAGAGCAUCUUCCAAGAGAGGAUGGUGACAACUGCACAACACCCGCAGGAACACAGGAUUUCGAUGGUUCAAUCCCUCGUUCUGAUUCUUUUGCCUAUGUCACACGAUAUGGUCGCAAGGUUAAUCCCCCAUCUCGUUAUCAAGAAUAA
Messenger RNA from Strongylocentrotus purpuratus (purple sea urchin), 771 nucleotides. RefSeq lists its product as uncharacterized. The transcript has a single exon. Lineage: Eukaryota; Metazoa; Echinodermata; Echinoidea; Camarodonta; Strongylocentrotidae. The record is from RefSeq and is a predicted model, not a curated record. Gene Ontology annotation, molecular function: nucleic acid binding. Bases 1 to 771 code for a protein of 256 amino acids. Gene Ontology annotation, biological process: DNA integration.